Molecule: messenger RNA, 2244 nt
Organism: Aspergillus lentulus
Lineage: Eukaryota; Fungi; Ascomycota; Eurotiomycetes; Eurotiales; Aspergillaceae
Source: RefSeq, a predicted model, not a curated record
AUGGACCAAAACCCCCAGAAUAAGAGAAGACGCCGGUCUUCAAUAACUCAGCAACUUCACCGAAUCUUCAACGUUGACAGGCAAGAAAUUCGAGAAUCCUGGCCUGUUCCUUCAAAUGCAAGUGCAAGAGCUGCGCCUGGUCAGCAUCAGCAGUAUAGGAAAGAAGGGACCGACACAAAAUUAUACCACCAUGGCCAGUACGACAAUCAGUCUUCUCACCACCCUACGAGGGGGAGCCCUGAUCUGGGCGAUUUGGAUUUCGCCCAAGCAUAUGGUGCGGCGUCAGGAGAACCGCAACUGCGGUCUAGACGCCAGAAACCUUCAACGGGAUGGGAGCACGCAGUAGAGAAUGUCCAAGGCUUUUCUGGCACGCCCGAAAAUGCUGUUCACUCUAUUGAAAAAUCUACUGCUCGAAAUGGGACCAACACCGUCUCACAAAAGAAGGACAAACGCGUCACGCGACGCCUGGAAGCAGAGAGGAUAGAGCUUGAGAAACGACUCUUGAAGCUCGAACAGACACAAUUGGCAGGGAACCAUAAUUCACUGAAAAGGGAGUCUCGUCGCCUGACAAAGAAGCAGCCCCUCGGUAGCUCUAGCAGGGGCUCUAGUGUGAGUGCUGAUGAAUCUCGGCGUUCUUCGAGGCGUCUUUCUGGCUUGUUCUCAAUUUCCAGGCGUACAUCAACGUCACGAUCAAGCUCUGUAAAUGGCAGGAAUGGCGAAGAAUCAACAGACAGCGCACCUGUUCCAACGAAAACACCGGCGGACGAUGCUUCAACUUCACGGGUCGCUAAACCCUCUUUAUCCACAAGUUUGCCGGAGCGAUUUAGUGCAGUAAUAUCAAAAGGGUUAAUUGUUGGGAGCAAUGCUCUGCUUCAAGACCAAACGUCGCCGGCGCAUUCGCCAUCACCACCAGCGACCACAGCUGCAACGAACCAAUCGGAGACACUAGAGGCGAACGAAGAACGCUCCUUACAGAAGCCUGAGCCAAUCUUAGACGAUGCAAAGCAGCAGAUCGGCAAUCAUGGCAAAUCGUCAAAGUCACGUAGUUUACAGACGUCGCCUGAUUUAGACCCGAUAUCGUUCGCAGCGACUCUGCACCUCGCAAGAAGGGCUCGAGAUAACGAUCAGCUCCAGGGCCGGUCUCCAGACAAGGUUCAGCACCCAUCGCUUGUCCAGAGGGAUGUAACACAGAAUGAAAAACUCGACGACUCGCAAGGUCUUGGGUCAUCGAAGACGGGCGCAGUUUCCCAACCGAACCCAAGUACAAUUGGCAACACAAGCAGCUUACCAACUAAGGUAUCAGUUAAGUCUAUUCCCAGGAGAACUUUCAAACCAUCCCCCCUUGCAGGUGACUCGACAACGAGUGGCAGUUCUCAGUUACUCGCUGGAAAUGCCAGCAUUUCGCGCUUGCACAAUUCGGGAGGAUCCAGCGGCGCGAGACGGACUCCAUCCUCCCCAUUGGUGACGGUUGCAACGCGCAUGUCUCCCGCUGUGGGAUCUUUGCAAGUCUCCCAACUUUCAAUCAAUAGCCAACCGGAGACAGAGAGGGAAGGUAAGGCACAAGAUGCUGCCUCUGAGCGUACGCGCAAAUCGAACAAUUGUGCAAACACGCGUGUCUCGAAAGAACAAGAAGCCCUUGAUUACGUUUCUUCACAACAUGCACGGACUCGUCAUUUGACUCAAACCUCAGCACCGGUUUCAAACCCCCCACAGCUGUCUGUGAAGUCACGAAUUCAGGCUUCAGCAAAUGACAAGAAUAUUAAUCGCCUGAGCUUGAAACAUAAUCGCCAAGAAGCUCCAGCUAUUCUUGGUGCCUUAACGGCGAGGGUCAACCAGGAUAUUCCUCCACUGCCAGAGCACAAAUCGGGUAGAAGACUUAAUGCCCAGGAAUUUGCAACACCAGGCAGCGCAUCUUCACGAAGCUCUUCUCCAGAGCCUUGUUCGGAAGACUAUAAUACUGCCGAUGAAGCUGGAUCGAUAAGAUCUGUACCCAGAGGCCAUGAUGGCUGCUUGAAUGGUAAGUCUGCUGCAGCAUCUGGACCAUAUUUUGUGCAGAAUACGAUUGAAUCGAACAAUUCCACCCGUGUGAGCAAAUUCUCAGAUGUCGCGGUAUCCAAGGUGGGCGACCAUCAAGGUGACAGAUACUUGUCCAGUCCCUACCAGAAAUGGCCCGACUCUUCUUGGUCGCAGUUCAUCUUUCGCACGAAAGACGAGCCGAAGAUUAACUCGCAGUACCCAGAUUAA